AUGUCUCACGAAGGAGAAGAGGAUUUAUUAGAAUAUUCCGACAACGAACAAGAAAUUCAGGUUGACGCUUCUAAUGCUGCCGAAGCUGGUAAUGCCGCUGAAGGCACCACUGGAGUUGAGGGAGAAUCUACUACUGAUGGUGAUAAGAAGGGUUCCUAUGUUGGUAUCCAUUCCACUGGUUUCAAAGAUUUCCUACUGAAGCCAGAACUAUCGAGAGCCAUUAUCGAUUGUGGUUUUGAACAUCCUUCUGAAGUUCAACAGCAUACCAUUCCUCAAUCCAUUCAUGGUACUGAUGUCUUAUGUCAAGCCAAAUCCGGUUUAGGUAAGACUGCUGUCUUCGUUCUCUCCACUUUACAACAAUUAGAUCCAGUUCCAGGUGAAGUUUCUGUUGUUGUAAUCUGUAACGCAAGAGAAUUGGCUUAUCAAAUUCGUAACGAAUACUUAAGAUUCUCCAAAUAUAUGCCUGAUGUGAAAACUGCUGUCUUUUACGGGGGCACUCCAACCUCCAAAGAUGCUGAAAUUUUAAAGAACAAAGAAACUGCACCACAUAUUGUUGUUGCUACCCCAGGUCGUUUAAAGGCUUUAGUUAGAGACAAGUAUAUUGAUUUAUCUCACGUUAAAAAUUUUGUCAUUGAUGAAUGUGAUAAAGUUCUAGAAGAAUUAGACAUGAGAAGGGAUGUGCAAGAAAUUUUCAGAGCUACCCCAAGAGAUAAACAAGUAAUGAUGUUUUCAGCUACUUUAUCUCAGGAAAUCAGACCAAUUUGUAGACGUUUCCUACAAAACCCUCUAGAAAUUUUCGUUGAUGAUGAAGCCAAACUAACGUUACACGGUUUACAACAAUAUUAUAUCAAACUUGAAGAACGUGAAAAGAAUCGUAAAUUAGCACAAUUAUUAGAUGAUUUGGAAUUCAAUCAAGUUAUUAUUUUUGUUAAAUCAACAGCAAGGGCUAAUGAACUAACAAAAUUAUUGAAUGCUAGUAAUUUCCCGGCAAUUACCGUACAUGGUCAUAUGAAACAAGCUGAACGUAUCGCUCGUUAUAAAGCCUUUAAAGAUUUUGAAAAACGUAUUUGUGUCUCCACUGAUGUCUUCGGUAGAGGUAUUGAUAUUGAACGUAUUAACUUGGCUAUCAAUUAUGAUUUAUCAAAUGAAGCUGAUCAAUAUUUACAUCGUGUUGGUAGAGCUGGUAGAUUUGGUACCAAGGGUUUAGCUAUUUCUUUCGUCUCUUCCAAGGAAGAUGAAGAAGUUUUAAGUAAGAUUCAAGAACGUUUUGAUGUUAAGAUUGCUGAAUUCCCAGAAGAAGGUAUUGAUCCAUCAACUUACUUGAACAAUUAA
Kazachstania africana CBS 2517 is the source of this 1332-nucleotide messenger RNA. It is a transcript of the gene SUB2, whose product is annotated as ATP-dependent RNA helicase SUB2. Gene Ontology annotation, molecular function: RNA binding; ATP binding; RNA helicase activity. Lineage: Eukaryota; Fungi; Ascomycota; Saccharomycetes; Saccharomycetales; Saccharomycetaceae. Bases 1 to 1332 code for a protein of 443 amino acids. The transcript has a single exon. Gene Ontology annotation, biological process: mRNA export from nucleus; mRNA splicing, via spliceosome. The record is from RefSeq and is a predicted model, not a curated record.